UUGAUCUUCUGCUCCAUGAACCUGGCGGCGGCUAAUUGAUGGUCCUCGAGCGGCAGUGUUAAUCUUUCCUCCGGUGCCCCGGAGUAAUAGCGGAACCGAGAAUGUGGCGAUUCUCGCAACGCAUUACCCCGAAAUGACGCCCCCUUUCCGUUGUCGGAUUCGUAUGACACAUAAUCGUGGAGGGCGGCGGAUCGCGAGAAGAGCGACCUACCCUUGCGAACCACGUCCACACUGCUGGCAAUUACUGCCACGGCGCUAGUUGAAGCGGAAUUGGAAAAAAGAAGAUGUAAAAGUGUACUCGCGUAAGCCAUCCGGAGUGGUGGCACUUUCUUCUCGAUCGGCACUCGGUGGUGGUGGCGUGAGAAAAGUGAAAUGUACAAUAACGAUGACUUCAAUUUGCGGUGUGGAACACGACGACACUCGCAGAUCUGCUGCUGAGGGUUGACCAACAAACGCCCGAGUUCUGGAUGCCCCAGGACAUGGUGGGCAGCGCGAAUCGAUCGAGUGCAAAGCCAAUAGCACCGGGAUCAAAGCAAUACGCUCUGAAGCAGUUGCCUUCGUGAAACACAGUGCGCACGACAAGAACCAAACGGUGCCAACCAAACUCCUAUCCCCGUCGAGUUAAUCAGCAGCAACCGGCACUGCGGCAGAAUGGGCAACCGUGAUGAUGAAUAUGAUUAUUUAUUCAAAGUGGUACUGAUCGGAGAUUCGGGAGUCGGUAAAAGUAACCUCCUUUCGCGAUUCACUAGAAACGAGUUCAACCUGGAAUCCAAAUCCACCAUAGGCGUAGAGUUUGCGACCAGAAGCAUAGAGGUUGAUGGCAAAACAAUUAAGGCCCAGAUCUGGGAUACGGCCGGCCAGGAACGCUACCGGGCGAUCACGUCGGCCUAUUACCGUGGUGCGGUAGGCGCACUGCUCGUCUACGACAUCGCCAAGCACCUGACGUACGAGAAUGUCGAGCGAUGGCUGCGGGAGCUACGCGACCACGCUGACCAGAACAUUGUCAUCAUGCUCGUCGGCAACAAGAGCGAUUUGCGGCAUCUGCGUGCCGUGCCAACGGAUGAGGCAAAGGGAUUCGCCGAGCGCAACGGGUUGAGCUUCAUCGAAACGUCGGCCCUCGACUCGACCAACGUCGAAACUGCAUUCCAAAACAUACUCACAGAAAUCUAUCGAAUUGUGUCGCAAAAGCAAAUCCGAGAUCCACCAGAAGGAAGUGUCAUUCGGCCGAACCUAGAGAACAUCGACGUGAAGCCGACCAAUCCGACGACUGAUUCCGUGCGAAAGCAAUGCUGCCAGUGACCGCCACAAGCAGUAUCGUUAACCAGUCGUGAUGCUGUUGCGUCUACUGAUGCUACUGCUGCUGCGUCUUCACUAACAACAUCAUCAAGCACCACCACAACUUCUACAACCACUGUUAGUAUCGAUAGUAUGGCAAGGAGCACUACUGCUGGUAUCAUCGCUACCACAACAACAACAGCAACUACUGCUACUACUAUUACAGAGCAAGCUAAAUCUAAUUACAUUAUUGAUCCUAAUGAUUCUACCGCUACUAGUACUAGUACCACCAUCAAAACUAUUACUGUUACUACUGCUACCGCUACCACUACACUACUUAGCGCUAAAAACACGACCAUCGAUAACACUAGCGCCACAGUUCAGGAGGAUCGAUCAAAUCCACUAUCUAGUGGCGACAAACAGCAACAGUGGCCACUGCGGGAAAGAGGGGAAAUAGUUGCGCCGAUGAUUGUUGAUAGCAUCGAUCGUAACAAUAACACCAGUACGCGUCACGGUAACGCAAUCCACAUCUAAACGAUCAACCGACGCGCCGUCCUCUAACACCGCAAAUGGUGUGUGGUGUGGUGUGAUAGGAAGUGGUUUGUUAGUAGCAGCAAGAAUGUGCUAUAUUUUUAAUCAUCUGUCGUCGCUGUGGAUGCGAAAGACAAGUUAUUGUGGCCUACACCGCCUAUUCUCCUUCCUUCUUCCAUUCCCUUGCCGCCCAAAUCCAUGUAACAGUAGCGUAGCAAUAAUUGUGAAUUCGUGGCAACAUUCAGCUCGCAACCGCACCACAGGUGGUUUAGUUUGCGGGGAUAUGAUACAGAGAGACAGAGAAAGAUGGUCGUUUGAAUUGCACUUGAAUACUUGUCCCCACUCAUUAUGAGCAGACAGCGGAUGCGAUCACGUUUUGAUCGUUUUGCUGUGUCGACAACUAACGCUAAGAGAAUACAGUUGCCGCUGAUGUUUGCUUAAUUCUUUGUUAAGAAGUUGAUGUUAUGCACAACAAAUUCUGUCCCAGAGACGAAGAGAGAAAGAAAGAUAUUCACAAGUUAGUGGGCAAUCAUUGAAAUAUGUAGCUGUGGCGGGUAAUCAAUGUUGGCGCUGGUAAAGUGCAGAAGCAGCGCUAGUGAUCAUUUUUAUCUCUCUUUAACGUAAAAGAGACAUUUAAAGGCGUACACCAUUGGUCGGAAAUAAAAUCAUUGCUUUCGAGAAACCAAUGAAGAAUCGGGAGAUACAUCUAUCCAUACUGCAGCCCCCAUAAAACUCAUAGAAGAGCAUAGCACAUCCAUUGCUUUUUCCAAUAUAUUUUACUGGCAAAUGUGGUGCCCUAGCCGUGCAAUCCUUACGUCCGUUCUUCAUAUCAGAUGCGUUCAUCGUUCAAGUCCACAGGCUGUCAUAAUCGAGUUUCCGCCGAUCCUCCCUUUAUCAUUCAUGGUUCAGUGAUUAAUGUUGUGUUGAACCUUCAUCAUUCACAUAUGCUGGAAUGACCCUUCCCUUGAUGUCCUUCACAUACAAAUUCAGAUAUAUAUGCGCUUAUCUUGAAGCAGUCUUGAAUGGUCUGUUACGCCACAAGCUCUAUGCAAAGAGGAAGCAGCGAUCAGCUGAACGGCGCUAUGUUUGUUGCUGGUAAACCUUUGUGCCGGGGCGCUCUUGAAAUCAAAAGAAAAUAAUUAACUGAAAUGUGUUUUAAUAUUAGGGAAGGAGUAUCCUAAGAUAUUUGUUUGCCUUUUCUUUUACGUUCAUUCGAAGUUCGAGCUAAUAAAGAAGGAAAAGGAACAUUUAA
This is a messenger RNA of Anopheles darlingi, 3058 nucleotides long. It is a transcript of the gene Rab11, whose product is annotated as ras-related protein Rab-11A. Gene Ontology annotation, biological process: exocytosis. Lineage: Eukaryota; Metazoa; Arthropoda; Insecta; Diptera; Culicidae. Gene Ontology annotation, cellular component: recycling endosome. The transcript is spliced from 5 exons. Bases 652 to 1299 code for a protein of 215 amino acids. The record is from RefSeq and is a predicted model, not a curated record. Gene Ontology annotation, molecular function: GTPase activity; GTP binding.